Rodentolepis nana is the source of this 543-nucleotide messenger RNA. NCBI's taxonomy places the organism in Eukaryota, Metazoa, Platyhelminthes, Cestoda, Cyclophyllidea, Hymenolepididae. The record is from the annotation of a GenBank genome assembly.
AUGGGCUCAGUUUUCGGGACUCCGGCACCUCACAACGUGACUUUCACUCGAUCCGAAAUUCUCGUGUCUGAGGAUGUUGUAGACCGUUUACGUGAUCAAAAAUCCAAUAUUAGCGAAAAGGUCUCUUCUCAAAUUCAAGCUCCUGCUCCUUCUCCUAUAGCACAAACCUCACCUUCAAACCAACAUGUUGCAGAAACUGUUCCGGAGAAAAAGGCUGAUUCAUCAUCUGCUCUCCAUGGUUUGCCUCAUCCAUCAGAGGAAGCCAAUAGAAGAUUUGAGGCUCUGCUCAGAAGACUUAGUGAAAAGAAUGACUUGGCUCUUAAGCUGGCGGAAGAUGAAUACGCCAAAGUUGUUGAUCGUCUUCAGGCUAAAUAUCUUAAGUACUCUCCUGAGGCCUGCUGUGUCGAUGCUCAAAAAGUUGUAAUGGACUGCUAUAAAGCGAACGGUGAACGCUCUUUAAAUUGUUCUAAGGAGGUCGAAUCCUUUGUUCGCUGUGUUGCUGCUUUUCGCGCAGUAGGUUUCUGGCUUUCGAUAUUGACUUAA